AUGAAGGAUGCAAACGGCUCGGUGAACGGCGGUCCCGAAGGCCCCAUACCAACUCUCAAUGGCCUCAAUGGCAUUAAUGGCCUCAAUGGCUACUCCAAAAAGGGCGUCAACGGUCCCAUCAAGCCCACCCUCAGCCACUCGGCCAGCCCCAGAGUCACACCAAGACAACGCCCACGCAGUCGGCCUGGCGUGAUAGCGAGGACGUUCAACGUUGUAGCCAGACUCGUCACCUGGUACACCAUCCUCACCAUCCUCUUCCGCUGCCCCGCCUCGCUCAAGGAAUGCGACAAGUCUUCUCCGCGCAUUUGCAAGACCUACUUUGAGGUCAAGCAGACCGUUGCGCCGCACAUCGAACCGUACUAUACCGCCUACGCCGCUCCCUACGUCGACCUCGCGAGACCCUACUACCAUGUCGUCGACCAAAAGGCCAUUGCUCCCGCCCUGGCAUACGUGCAACCCAGAAUCCAAAAGGCCCACGGCUACACCAAGACGCAGUGGGAAAAGUCCCUUCAGCCCCAGCUUGUCAAGUACCAGAAGCUUGCAAAGUCCCAUUACGAACAGAGCGUGGGUCCCCAUGUCAAGCAGCUUUCCACUGCCGCCGCCCCAUACUAUGAGAUUGCGCGCACCAACGCCCUGCAGACCUACCAUGGCGCUGUUGUGCCCGCGUACCACUCCGUCGAGCCCUACCUCCACAAGGCCUACAAGGCCGUCUCGGCAUUCACCGCCAGCACCGUGAUGCCCUCGACCCGCUGGGCCUGGAACAAGACUAGUCUCUUCCUCGAUGGAACCGUCAUGCCCCAUCUGAGGGUCGUCUACGCUGAGAAUGUCGAGCCUCAGCUGCUCAAGAUUGGCCAGCGUCUUGGUCGCCAUACCACAGGCAACAAAAAGUCGGUGCCCAAGCCCCCGGUGGACUUGUCCUCUAGCACCAAGACAUCGACCUUUAGCAAGCCCACGCCGGCCACUACCGCUGCUUCGACCCCUUCGUCUCACGCCGAGUCUACGAUCCAGGUGGCUGCUGCUGAAGAGCAAAAGGUCCUGAAUACAGAGCACCAUGUUCCCGAGAACCGUAUACCCCCUCCCGAGAUCGAUGAGGAGCUCGAGAAGGAAGAUCCCGCUCGCCGUAGCGCCCGUGAGACUGUCGCUGCCGAUCUUCAGGACUGGCAGGAAAGGUACUCCAAGGCCGCUGACCAGGGCGCUUCCGAGAUUUCGGCCAGAAUUUACGAAAUCACCAAGAAGAUGAUCCGCCGUAACGCCAAGGUUACCGGCAAGGCUCUGCUCGAUGAGCUCCAGACUACGACGGUUUCCGAGCUCGUCCAACUGCGUCGCAAAAUCUUACAAAUCAUCGGGGCUGUGAAGAAGGAAAACGCCUCCGUCGAUGAAGGCCGCGAUCAAAUUGCCGCGGUUGUACGUCAGGCGGGCAUGUCCAUCAAAGAGAGAGCUCAGGAGGUCCGUACCUGGCAUGAGAACUACGAGGCCGAGAUGCAGUCCGCUAUUACCAACGCUGCCGAAGCCCACUUCAGCAUCCUUGCCGACAUCAGAGACCUGGCCUUGCAGAAGCUCGGUAUGAAGUGGGCUUGGAUGGAUGGGGUCACUUACAAGGACUGGGCCAAGUACCAUGAGCUCAAGAGCCGUUUCGAGGACUGGAACAACGACCUCAAGAACCUCAUCGUUACCCACCCUGGUCUCGAGGCUGCUCAGAACGAAGCGGCUGCUGUUGAGGAGGAGGCCAUGAACACUGCUGCUUCCGCUGCCAAGGAGCUUGCUCGCUUGAAGCAGGUUGCUCUUCGCAAGCUGGAAGCUGGCGACGACUCGGAUGAGUUUGAGAGCACUGUCGCUCAGCAAGCUGCCGAGCAUGUCGAGUAUGCUCAGGAUGCUGCGGCCAGUGUCGUUUCCGAGGCUAGCGAGUCUGUUAUUGCUGCUGGUGAAAAAGUUUCCGACGUCGUUGAGGAAGGCGUCAGCCGCGCUGCUGAAAUUGUGUCUGAGGCGACUGAGGCUGUCGUCGGAGCCAAGGACUCGGCUGCUGACAAGAUGGAGGAGCUUGUGGAUGACGCCACCUCCCCCGUUGUUGAGGCUGCCUCUUUGACGUUUGAGUCUGUCGAGAGCGCAACUGACAAUGUCAAGGAGUCUGCUGCCACUGUACUGAGCGAAGCCUCCGAGGUCAUUAUUGCUAGCUCUUCCACCGAGACCGAGACUGUUGAGUCAGCCAGUGUGGCGUCCGAGGAGGCUGCUGAUGUCGCUGAGCCUGCAUCCAAAACCCCCUCUAUCGUUGAAUCCCGCCCUGAUCUCGCAUCUACUGAGAUCCUCGAGGAGACCCCUGUCAUUGUUGGUAACACCACCGUGGCGGAAAAGGAGGGCCCUGCUCCUGUCGAGCUCCCCGUUGAGGAGGAGGCUGAGGUAGAGUCUGAUAUCAUCGUCUCUGAAACUCCUGAGCCUCCUGCCACCACCGUCAAGUCCGCUUGGCUCGGAGCUGCUGCUCAGUCGGUGCCUACGCGUCAGCCCAUCAUUGACGAAGAUACCUAUGACGAUGUUUCUGAAGCCAUGGAGAAAAUGCGUAACGAUGUCAAGUCCGUCUACUCGUCCGCUAUGUCUCUUGCCAACAACCAGUAUUCUGAUGCCCUCUCCCUCAUCUCUGCCCAGAUCCGCGGCACCCCUGAGCCGGCUCACCAGCAGAUGCUCGCAUCUGUCACUCAAGCUUACAGCAACGCCAUGGCCUCCGCUAGUGUCCGCCUUGACAAGGCCUUGAAGCUUGCCUCCAAGCAAGUAUACAAAAGCACACCCACUGAGACUUUCAAGAUCCUCCCCACCGCCGUUCCCGUCCCCAACAUCCCCUCUUUGGACUGGGAGCGCAUCCAAUCCAUUGCCGCCCAGCGCCUUGAGCAAGGCCGCUCAUGGGCUGAGGAGCAAUACGAAAGCGCCAAGAUUGCCGCCGGCCUCGCCACUCCUACUCCUUCCACUCCCUCUGAGCAUGUCCAAAAGGCUCUUGAGAACGCCAGACAUAACUACUACGCUGGCCUUGGCGUCGCUCACGCUCGGUAUUCCGAAUUUUUGGCUGCCGCUUCGUCGGCUUUCAGCUCCAUGACUGCCACCCCUACACCCACUGACUUUGUCGGCACUGCUUCGUCAGUCGCUUCUGUCGCCACCGAGUCCGCUGCCUCUGCGGCUUCUGUUGUUACUGACAACGCUGCCUACGCGGCCUCCAUCGCCUCGGCAUCUGCUGCCUCUGCUGCCUCCGCUGCCGCCGCCUCGGCCGCAUCAGUCGCUUCCGCCGUUAGCGACGGCGCUGCCUCUGCUGCUUCGAUCGCUGGGGAGAACGCCUCCUCCCUCGUUUACGCCGCGGGUGACAAGGCCUCCUCUGCCGCUUCCGUCGUGUCCGAAAACGUUGCCGAUGCCGCCUCGGCCGUGUCCGAAUCCUGGGAUUCUGUUCUAGCCCGGAUCUCCAUCGAAGUCUACGGCGCUCCCACCCCCACUCCCUGGUACCAGACUGUCAUCUCCGUCGCUAGCGCCGCCAGUGCCUCUGCGGCCAGUGCUGCCAACCAAUACGGCGGUGCGGCAAGCGAUGCCGCAGCUGAUAAUGCUGCUUCGAUCACUAGCGCUGCUGGUGCUGCUGCCAGCGCGGCGGGCGAGUAUGCCGCUGCUGGUUCGGAUGCUGCCGCGCAACAGUAUAGCGUCGUGAGCAGCAUUGUCAGUGAACUGCUGGUGGGCAGGGAGCCGACGUUCUCUGAGAGCGUUGUGAGCAGACUCAAGGGAGUCUACGCUACUUCUAUCCCGGAGGUUGUGGUGGGCGCGUACGAGAGCGCAAGCAGCUUAGCUAGUGAGGCCAAGGAGACUGUGGUGAGUGUUGCUAGUCAGGCUUCGGAGGCUGUUGUGGGACACGAUGAGCUCUAAAACACGAGUCGGUGUUGAGGAUGUGGGGAGAUGAACGGGGAGAGUAUGAAGAGG
Molecule: messenger RNA, 3939 nt
Organism: Neurospora tetrasperma FGSC 2508
Lineage: Eukaryota; Fungi; Ascomycota; Sordariomycetes; Sordariales; Sordariaceae
Exons: 3
Coding region: 1-3885 (1294 amino acids)
Biological process (GO): protein transport
Source: RefSeq, a predicted model, not a curated record